AUGCUUAGUUUAGCAUUUACGUACGCCAUCCCACUGCCACUGCAGCCCCUUCGCAUUUGUGUAAUUGGGCAUGGGGUGCCGACCCGGAGCAAUAUAAAGACCUCCCAACUGGGUUUAUUUAUUGAAAUUUGCGAUUUGCUAAUCGUGGUGAUCUGCCAGCAGACAUUUCACAUUCGAAGGUUGAUCAGCAUGUCAAAUCAAUACUACUGGUACUCGCCUCCUCCAGGGUCCUACUAUCCGUUGCCGCUUCCUUCGCAGCCGGUAAACUAUGUGUACAAUGUGGCGGCGCCUCGAGGGCUGAUCGACGACCGCAUGGGAAAUCACGGAAUGAACUUUGGAUAUGGAAUGCAUCAUGGACAUCAAGCUCAAGGUCUGGGUUAUAGUCAAGGACAUGGACAUGAUCUUGGUUAUAGUCAUGGUCGUGGUCUUGGUCAUAGUUCUGGUGCUAUUUCAGUUCCUGGUUCAGUUUCUGGUUCUGGGUCGAGUUCCCGGGCAAAUAUUUCAGUUUCAGCUGCAGCUGCAGCUUCAGCUUCAUCCGUUUCUAUGGUGCCCAGCUCGCAAAGCUCGCUUGGCACCCACAUCAACUUUCCCGUCCACCAGCCCUCGGCGCUUCCACAUACCCUUGCGCACCGCCUCUCCUCCGCCAUCUACCCCACCAUCGAAGUCAAAAAAUACUCCACCGCAGCCCUUGAUCCCACCCGCCACUUCUUGACGGUGUUUGAGUACACUCUCAAUGGCCAGAGCAUCAUUUGGGACUACGAAUCAGGUUAUGUUCACUUGACGGGUAUCUGGAAAGCUGCGAUCCACCACCCGGAUAACGACUUGCCAAAGUCCAAUUCCAAGGCAGAUAUCGUCAAGCUAUUGGAGAGUACCCCACGCCAGCAUCAGGCCAAAAUCAAGCGCAUUCGUGGGGGAUUUCUCAAGAUUCAAGGCACUUGGCUUCCAUAUUCUCUUUGCCGAAUCCUCGCCCGUCGCUUUUGCUACCAUAUCCGCUACCAGCUCAUUCCUGUAUUCGACGCCAACUUCCCGGCAGAAUGCUUUCUCCCCACCGACCCCGGCUAUGGCGAACUCAAAUUGGACGAAUUGGAGCCGCCGCCCAUCGCACAUUUACCACCCCCCAGAACUCCCCCACACGCCAUCUUGGCUCCAAAUACCCCCCAAAGCGACCGGCUGGUCCGGUUUCGCCAUCAAGACGGUUCCGAUCUCUCGUACAACGAGGUGGUGGACAUUGUCAAUGCUUCUAAAUGUCUCCAGUCGUUGAGCCAGUCGGCUCAAACUUCACCCAUAUCUUACGAAGGACUGCUGAAUUCACUCCGAGACUACGUUACCGGCCCCGAAAACGGAAUCUCGUCCAUCUUGCUCGCGGCAAACCUCAGCAACAAGCCGGACUCGAAGGACACUCUUGGCCUGCCUCCCAAGUUGGAGCCGCGGCGACAAAGCGUCAAGAUCAACGACUUGUUGUCAUGA
Meyerozyma guilliermondii ATCC 6260 is the source of this 1467-nucleotide messenger RNA. RefSeq lists its product as uncharacterized. NCBI's taxonomy places the organism in Eukaryota, Fungi, Ascomycota, Pichiomycetes, Serinales, Debaryomycetaceae. The transcript has a single exon. The record is from RefSeq and is a predicted model, not a curated record. Gene Ontology annotation, molecular function: DNA binding; transcription regulator activity. Gene Ontology annotation, cellular component: SBF transcription complex; MBF transcription complex. Bases 1 to 1467 code for a protein of 488 amino acids.